AUGAAUCUACCAGAUAUUAAUCCAAAUUUGCCAUGUUUACGUCCGUUGACAAAUUCACAUAUAGGAACAAGACGAUUGUCAUGUAGUACAGGUUCUAAAAGUUCUCAUUCCUCAUCAACAGCAUCUUCAACACAAUCAAAAAAUUUACAUCCAAUACCAGUACUUAUACAAUUAUGUAUUUAUCCUGAUGAAGAUUAUGCAUAUCAAACAAUGAAACUUUUAUUUUCAUCGCGUUAUCAUUAUUCACCAAAUGUAUGCGAUGAAUUUGGUUGUAAUGUUCUUAUGUAUACACUUCGUUAUCAACGUUAUAAACUAUUUGAUUUUUUAUUAAAUGAAACAUCAUUAGAUCUUAAUCUUCGAUCGAAAGAUCGACAAGGCAAUACAAUUCUUCAUUAUGCCGUUAUUUAUGGAAAAGAUGAUUCGACAAUUAUGGAUAUUUUAAUUGAAAAUUUUAUUAAAUUUGGUAUUGAUAUUGAUGAGAGAAAUGUUUUUGGAUUUACACCAUUACUCUUUGCGAUGUUUUGCGGACGAUAUGAUUUUGUUUUGACUUUAUUGACUAAAACAGAUGCAUCACCAUUUGUUCGAGAUUAUAUUCAAUUAACAAAUAUGCUAGAUUAUAUUGAAAUCGAUACAAAACAUAAAGAAUUUUAUAAGACAAUUCAAAAUAAUCGUUUAUAUUCCAAAGAUUCUUGUUUGACUCGUGAGUCAACUCGUUUACAUAUACAACUUCAUAAAACUCUUCCUCCUCGAUCAGAAUCUCCACAUCAAACUAUUCACCAUCAUUCUUAUAUGAAUUUUUUUGAAAAUAUUUUCCCACAAGCUGUACAAGAUCGUUCAGGAUUAACUCGUUCAUCAAUUUUAAAAAUGCUUGAUAAAAAAAAUUUAUCAUCAGAUUUAACAUGUCUUAUUCAAUAUAUAAAUCAACGUUAUCCACGUAUAAAUACUCUAAGAAAAUCUUCCAGUUCGCGAAAUAUAACGACAACAAAACUUGUUUCGCAAUGUGAAAAUUCUAAAACAAAUGUUCAUAGUAUUUUCAAUUUAUUCGAUCCACAUUUGAGACCUAAAGCAAGAAUAUCAAAAAUAAUAACAACAGAACAUGGUAAAGCACCAAAUACAUUCAAACGCUUAGGCACUAAACUAACAGUACUUGCUGCUCUUUCUCGAUCUCAAACUGGUAAUAAAACUACCGAAUCGAUUAAUACAACUGCCACCAAAUAA
This is a messenger RNA of Rotaria sp. Silwood2, 1218 nucleotides long. The record is from the annotation of a GenBank genome assembly. NCBI's taxonomy places the organism in Eukaryota, Metazoa, Rotifera, Eurotatoria, Philodinida, Philodinidae.